Messenger RNA from Pyricularia pennisetigena, 822 nucleotides. RefSeq lists its product as uncharacterized. The coding region runs from base 1 to 822 and encodes 273 amino acids. Lineage: Eukaryota; Fungi; Ascomycota; Sordariomycetes; Magnaporthales; Pyriculariaceae. The transcript has 3 exons. The record is from RefSeq and is a predicted model, not a curated record. Gene Ontology annotation, cellular component: proteasome core complex.
AUGGAUCACCGACCGCAAGCAUGGGGCCGUCCUAGGGACGAUGUAUACGGUGCAUACGAUGCUUCCUACCUCCAGACCGCCGGCCCAAAGGCAGCGACACAAUCACCCGUCGUUACCGGCACCUCAGUCAUUGGCCUGAAGUUCAAAGAUGGAGUCGUUAUAGCGGCCGACAACCUAGCAUCCUACGGCGCUCUCGCCCGCUUCUCCUCAACCCACCGCCUCCGCUCGUUCGCCAACUCAUCUGUCGUCGGCUUCGGUGGCGACGUCUCGGACAUGCAGUACCUCGACCGCCACCUGACCGAGCUGGCCAUCGACGAAGCUUACGCCAACCCCGCCGACGAGACCACGGAGAGCAGCAGCGGCGCCAGCAGGGACAGCUCCCUCAACGCGCAGAACCUGCACAAGUACCUGUCCAAGCUCCUGUACGGGCGCCGGAACAAGUUCGACCCGCUGUGGAACCAGAUACUGGUGGCCGGCCUCGACGCCGACGACAAGCCGUUCCUGGCCUCGGCUGACCUGCUCGGCACCACCUUUUCGGCCCCGGCCCUGGCCAGCGGCUACGGCAGCAUGCUGGCCAUCCCCAUCAUGCGCAGGGCCGCCGGCAGUGAGGAGGAGGCCGCCAAGCUGUCGCGCGACGAGGCAGUCGCCGUCGUCAAGGAAUGCAUGAAGGUUCUCUUUUACCGCGACGCCAGGAGUUCCGACUCGUACUCGCUCGCCGUCGUCACCAAGGACGGCGUUGAGCUGAGCACCGACGAGAAGCUCGAGCAGCAGAGCUGGGCAUUUGCCGACAGGAUCAAGGGCUACGGCACACAGACCGUCUAA